CUUGCCUUCGCCCGUCAUGUCGACCUCACCCGAGUGUUCGCCCCCCACGUCAGUAUCGGACUUUGUCGACCUUAGUAGCUCAGAAAACGGGUCGGAAGCCGUGGUCUCCACCGUUGUCGAAGGAACAACUUCGCCGGGUAUGACUGUAGUUGUAGACGACUACGAGCACAGCGCCGUUGGAAAAGCAGAAGGAGAGUCAAGUGAAACAGCUGAGGACGAUACCUAGAUCACUCAAGAGUUCGUCUCCCUCUGUUUGUGAUAGUGACAUCACUAUCACCCCCCAGGAUGUUGCAGGCCCAUCCGCGCGUCUCGAUCCCAGUAGCUCUCACAGUACAAGGAGGAAGAAAAAUGCACGGAAAGGCAUCAAGUCCAUCUGUGUAUGAUUACCCUCAAGAUGAGGGAGUAUCCAAUGCCUCGGAUGUUUUGGUUUUUGGUGGCAAGAACGAAGCAAAACGACGUGUUGUAUUUCCCGCCGAGAUGGUCGACAUGUCGUUGAACAAGUCCAUUGAUGGAGGCUUUUCCUUCCAAAAGACGUUUGGUGAGGGAGACUUCAUCGCUGCUGGACAUCUUCAAGUUUCCAGCCAGAAGCCCGUGAAGAGCGCCAAGGACAACGCUUAUAUAUUCUAUGUUAUUGAAGGUGUUGUUAAUGUCAGAAUACACCAGACAUACCAUACCGUGAGCUCUGGUGGGAUGUUUAUGGUGCCUCGAGGAAACACAUACUCCAUUGAGAAUGUGUCCGACAAACCGUCAAAGCUGGUUUUCACCCAGGCGCGUGAGUCAGCCGUAGCGUCUGACGGCGAUGAUCCAAUGAGGCUAGAUCGUAGAUCUCGCCUCCCACAUGAAUUGGCCACAUCCAAGGCUUUCAUACUGCUGGGGUGGCUCUUUGAGCGCUUCUUGAAAAGAUUCGCAAUCUAUCGAAAGCUGCUGUUGAUAUGGUCGAAGCGAGCGCGCUUCAUGUUCCACCAACAUAUGCACGGUGGAAGAACCUACGCACUCUUCUUCAUCCUCGGGGUUUUGCUGCGGAGCAUGCCUUUCCCUGGAAAGUCGAGUUUGACCCCACCGCGCAUUAAUAUUCAGUUUAUACGUGACUCAGCACGUUCAUAGUAUUCCACGCUGUAGGUGGAUGACUGCUGUAUUCGUGACUGCUAUUUAGUCCUUAGACUGACCGUAUUUUUGUACUAUACCUGUAUUUACUUUAUCUUCCAAGGAAUUAUAUCGCUUGAUACUACUGUCGAUUGCCUGGAAGUGUAAACAGCC
Molecule: messenger RNA, 1257 nt
Organism: Desarmillaria tabescens
Lineage: Eukaryota; Fungi; Basidiomycota; Agaricomycetes; Agaricales; Physalacriaceae
Product: Mif2/CENP-C like-domain-containing protein
Exons: 4
Coding region: 286-1104 (272 amino acids)
Biological process (GO): spindle attachment to meiosis I kinetochore; kinetochore assembly; attachment of mitotic spindle microtubules to kinetochore
Cellular component (GO): kinetochore
Molecular function (GO): centromeric DNA binding
Source: RefSeq, a predicted model, not a curated record